Molecule: messenger RNA, 4093 nt
Organism: Drosophila serrata
Lineage: Eukaryota; Metazoa; Arthropoda; Insecta; Diptera; Drosophilidae
Gene: vvl
Product: ventral veins lacking
Biological process (GO): regulation of transcription by RNA polymerase II
Molecular function (GO): RNA polymerase II cis-regulatory region sequence-specific DNA binding; DNA-binding transcription factor activity, RNA polymerase II-specific
Source: RefSeq, a predicted model, not a curated record
GCCAGUCUGCACGUGAAUUUUCCCUGAGCUCUCCCGGCUGUCUGUCGAAAUUCUGAGACAAGAAGAAAGCUAAAAAUCUUUCAAUCGGAAUCGAGAAGUCGAGAAAUCGGAAACGGAAACAACACACACACACACAACCCACACGCUCUGAGUUUCUGAAUAUUGUUUCAAAACUAAAAGAAUCUCAACCCAAAACACACACACCAUACGCGUCUUCUGUGACACAUUUUUAAGCUAAAACAAAUUAAUAGUAGCGAAAAUCGAAAAGUAUACCCAACAAAUAAAAAGUGCCAAGUGUUACAAAAAGUGUUUGCUACAGAAAUCUAAAUGAAAGAAAAUACAAUAAAUAUAAUGCAAAAUCAAUAAUCGUGCAACAACGAAAAAAGAAACAAAGUUUUCCCGACGGGAAACAACAAAAAAUCCCAGAAAAAUCAAAACCACAAGAAAACUUGUUGAGCGCCAAGGAGGCCAAGCAAGGAGAAUAGGAUAGGACCAAGAGGAGCCUAGCCGAGAUUCGGAACAUUUCUCGCCUGCCACGUUGUACGUAAAAGACGUCAAGACGGUUGCCUCACGGUUCGAGUGGAAUGAGCAUAGGGACCCCGGUCUUCCUUUCGAUCGAUCGGUGUACAAAGUCGUUAAACUGAGCCCCAACUUGGAGCCCUACCCCGCCAGCGUGGAGGGCCUGAACAGCCCCAGAGCGGUGGGGAUGGCCGCGACCUCGUACAUGACCCCGCCCAGCGGUGAUCUGGACAUGGCCCUCGGCGGCGGCGGCGGCGGUGGCGGCUAUCACACCUCCUCGCCCCGUUCCGCCGCGGAUGCCGGUGAGAUGAAGUACAUGCAGCAUCAUCAUCACCAUCAUUCCGCCGUCGCCGCAGCAGCAGCCGCACAUCAUCAGUUGCCCUCGUCGCCGUCGCCCAAUGGCCAGGGCAAUGGCACUGGCCUGGGACUGGGUCCCGGCUCGGGGCUGGGUUCGUGGAGCACCCUGCAUCCGGAUCCCUGGUCACUGCCCACGCACCAUACGCACCAUCAUCCCGCUGCUGCAGCUGCUGCCGUCGCCUCGGCGGCGGAUACAGUGAAGCAGGAGAUGUCACAUCUCUCCCAGCAGACGAGGAUCCAGCAGGGCAUGGCCUCGCCCUCGCCUCAUGCCGCCUGGCAUGCCCCACAUGCCGGUCACUAUGCUCCCAGCGGAUCGCCGCUGGGCUACCAUCAUGCAAUGAACGGGAUGCUGCAUCAUCCGGCCCAUGCAGCGGCAGCGGCACAUCACCAGAGCGUGGCGCCGCUGCAUCAUGCCUUGAGGGGAGGGGAGUCCCCACAGCUGCACAUCCACGCCCAUCACAUGGGCGGCGGCGGCGACAGGGAUGCCAUCAGUGGCGGCGAGGAGGAUACCCCGACAUCCGAUGAUCUGGAGGCCUUUGCCAAGCAGUUCAAGCAGCGACGCAUCAAGCUAGGAUUCACCCAGGCGGAUGUGGGUCUUGCCCUGGGUACCCUUUACGGUAAUGUCUUCUCCCAGACCACGAUCUGCCGGUUCGAGGCACUGCAGCUGAGCUUCAAGAACAUGUGCAAGCUGAAGCCGCUGCUCCAAAAGUGGCUGGAGGAGGCAGAUUCCACCACCGGAUCACCGACGUCCAUCGACAAGAUAGCGGCGCAGGGCAGGAAGCGCAAGAAACGCACCAGCAUCGAGGUGAGCGUGAAGGGGGCGCUGGAGCAGCACUUCCACAAGCAGCCCAAGCCCUCGGCCCAGGAGAUCUCCUCGCUGGCGGACUCGCUGCAGCUGGAGAAGGAGGUGGUCCGCGUGUGGUUCUGCAAUCGGCGGCAGAAGGAGAAGCGCAUGACGCCGCCAAAUACACUCGGUGGGGACAUGAUGGACGGCAUGCCGCCGGGUCAUAUGCAUCAUGGCGGCUAUCAUCCGCACCAUGACAUGCACGGCAGCCCCAUGGGCACCCAUUCGCACUCGCACAGCCCGCCGAUGUUGAGCCCACAGAACAUGCAAUCCUCGGCGGUGGUCUCGGCGCAUCAGUUAGCGGCUCACUAGCAAUCAGAAAUCCAGGAGUCGAACUCAGCUGCAGCUGCGUCCACUCCUGCAUCCCUCAAUAGCCUAAGCCAGCAGCAGCAGCAGCAGCAACAGCAGCAGCAACAACAGCAGCAACAGCAGCAGCAGCAGCAACAGCAACACCUGCAACAGCAGCAGCAACACACUCCCAACACACCUUCCUCGAGUGCGGGAUCGUCGGCAACGAUGACCAGCCAGGUGAUGUCGCCGCAGAGUCCGCUGGGCAGCUCUUCCGCUGGCAACAACAACAACAACAAUAGUAGCACCAACAACAAUAACAAUAAUAAUAACAACACGAAUAACAACAACAACGAGGAGCAAGUGAAGCACCACCAGCAACAGCAACAGCAACAACAGCAGGCCUCCAGCAUUGCAGCCGCUGCAGCAGCCGCAAUGUACAUGGAUCCCAUGCGCUACCAGCAUCCACAUCACCCGCACCCACAUCCGCACCAGCAUCCGCAUCUGAAUCCCGCCCACCAUCCGCACCUGUUCCAUACCAGCGAUCAGCUGCAGCAGCAUCCCCAGCAACAGCAGACGCCCGGCAACGGCGGCGGCGGCGGUGGCGGCGGUGGCAGCAACUCCCAAUUGUCCCCGGGAGCUGGGAGCAACAGUGGAUUGCCCCUCCAACCGCCCAGCUCGGCAUCGCCGGCGGGCUCCGCCUCGAGCGUCCUGGGCGGCCAUUUGAACCUGAAUCCGCUGCACCAGCAUCAUCACUACCAGCACCAUCAUCACCAGCAGCACCAUCAUCACCAUCAGCAGCAGCAGCAGCAGCUCCAUGCCCGCCGCCUCUUCGAGCUGAGUCUGCAAUUUGGAGCCGCCGCGGCACCGGGCGCCGUGAGGCACUUCAAUAGCUUCGGUGGGGCGGGCGGUGCUGGCGGGGAAUAGCAUUCGUCGGCCGCCUGGUUUGGCUAUGAGUCCUCCUAGGACUCGGCGUCGAACGGGUGGCCGCAGUUCAAGCGGGAGCGGGAACGGGAAAGGGACAGGGAGCGGGACCGGGAAUAGCCCUAUAAUCGUACAGUCGAACUUUUUCACCAUAACGAUUCAGCAGAGAGUAGUUUUUUGAAUUUCUAUAAUACAGUUUGGGGUUAUCCCUAAAGGUUUUUGUUAGGUGAAAAGUGAACUUGAAAUUUAAAACCACUUUUCAAGAAAUGUUUGUUCAUUUUUAAAAUAUACACCAUCUUCCAAGUAAACUUUCAUAAGAAAGUGAGUUUUCCAAACCCUUAAAAAUGUGAGAAGCUUUAUAAGUUAUUAAAAGAUAACAAAAUCAAAACUAUAACUUAAAAAGUGUUCCAAAAUUCCUGAAAAUGCUAUAUCCGUUGUUGAAAAGGUUCGAUUGUACUACUUAUAGGAAUAUAGAAAUAAGUUAAGGUCUCUAUAGAUGAUGAUGAUGAUGAUGACGAUGUUAAUGGGGUUGAGAGAUCAUCUUUUUUACCAGUGCAUUAAUCUGUGUUAAACUUCAGCUUAAAGAGGAGCAGGGAGCGAUAUGUGGAGGGGCUGUCUGUCAUCCACCAGUUUAGUUUUGUUUUUAAAGUUUGAAAAACUUGCUUAAAUUAAAUCAAUUUAAACUAAAUUAAAUGUAAAACGAAAGCGAUUUCCUUUUGUAUAAAGCGAAAUAGAUACACGCAAUUCAAAUCAAACGUGAAACCAAGUGAUGUUGUUUUAACCUAAAAACUAAAUGCUAAAAAUUAAAACUAAAGCAAAACAAAGAUAUAUAAAAGAAAACAAGAAAAACUAGUUAAAAGUGCGACCCAAGUGUUAAGAAAACCAAAAAACAAGAACAAGUAAAAUGAGAAAAGAAAUUCCUCAGCUGCUCCACCACAAGCAAAAGGUAAAAAGUCCACAAAAAUAUUUUUUCGUUCUUUGUCACACUUUGUCGCCGCCGUCUAGAUCAAGUUAAAAAUUUAAACAAAAUAUUUAAGGAUUGAAAACAAAAAGGCUCAAGAAAGCCCCAAGUCGGUUCUAGCUAGGGCUUAGGUUCUUAAGCAAGCCGUGUUUAUAUAUAUUAUAUAUAUAUAGCCAGUAGAUUGUACUCUAAAAAAUUUA